Molecule: messenger RNA, 5207 nt
Organism: Ictalurus punctatus (channel catfish)
Lineage: Eukaryota; Metazoa; Chordata; Actinopteri; Siluriformes; Ictaluridae
Gene: sh3pxd2b
Product: SH3 and PX domains 2B
Exons: 15
Coding region: 49-2715 (888 amino acids)
Biological process (GO): superoxide anion generation
Cellular component (GO): cytoplasm
Molecular function (GO): superoxide-generating NADPH oxidase activator activity; phosphatidylinositol binding; protein binding
Source: RefSeq, a predicted model, not a curated record
UGCGUUCAGUCUUACGUGGACUUCCAACACACACUCCCUCUCAGUCGGAUGACACACCUCAGUCCGCUAAAACUUCCGCACCUUUGGAUCUACGCCAACAUGCCGCGGCGGACUGUCCAGGAUGUCACAGUUCAAGAUGUCCAAAAGAGAAGGAAUCCCAGCAAACAUUAUGUUUACAUCAUUAAGGUGUGGUGGUCUGACAGCAGCACUGAGAUCAUCUUCAGGCGUUACAGCAAAUUCUUUGAUCUGCAGAUGGAGCUUCUGGAUAAGUUCCCUGUGGAAGGAGGACAGAAGGAUCCAAAACGCAGAAUCAUCCCCUUUCUUCCAGGAAAGAUUCUGUUCAGAAGGAGUCACAUCAGAGACGUGGCAAUGAAGCGCCUCAGACCCAUAAAUGAGUACUGCAGGGCACUGAUCCAGCUGCCAGUGUACAUUUCUCAGUGUGAGGAGGUGCGUGUGUUCUUUGAGACUCGACCUGAAGACCUGAACCCCCCAAUCGAUGAACCCAUGGGGAAGAAGAAAUCUGGCAUUGUGGAGAGAGCGGCUUCUUUCCUAAAGCGAGGAGACUCGAGCGCUGCAGACCCGCUGCUCCUCGAUCAGUACAUCGCCGUUACAGACUACGAGAAGCAGGAGAGCUCCGAGAUCAGCCUCUGUGUCGGCCAGGUGGUGGAGGUCAUCGAGAAGAACGAGUCAGGUUGGUGGUUUGUGAGUUCAGAGGAUGCUCAGGGUUGGGUUCCUGCCACCUGCCUGGAGGCUCAGGAUGAUCCUGAUGACUUCACUCUUCCUGCAGAAGAAGAAGAGAAGUACGCGGUGAUUUAUCCGUACGCAGCUCGCGAUCAGGAUGAAAUCGAUCUGGAGAAGGGAAUGACGGUGGAGGUGAUGGAGAAAAAUCUGGAAGGCUGGUGGAAGAUCAGGUAUCAGGGGAAAGAAGGCUGGGCUCCGGCAUCAUAUCUGAAAAAGUCAGACGUUUUGAGCCAAAAAAUGUCGACGCAUUCGAGCGCUAACGAUUUAGACGGAGCGUGUAAACAACAAAACAACAACAAGGAGAAUAAAGAGAACCAGAGAGAGAGAUUCAGCCCCUUUAACGACAAGAAAAAAGCAGAUGUUCGUCAGAGGCCUCCACCACGCCGAGAUCUUUCAAUACCCCGUGGGUCGAACCUGCCAAAGCCGCCGGUGCCCCCGCAGGUGGAGGAGGAGUACUACACCAUCGCUGACUUUCAGACUACCAUUCCUGAUGGAAUCAGCUUUCAGGCCGGAGUUAAAGUCGAGGUCAUUGAGAAGAACUCGAGUGGCUGGUGGUACAUUCAGAUUGAUGAUAAAGAAGGUUGGGCUCCUGUCACCUUCUUGGAUAAAUACAAGAAGACCAGCAGUGCUUCCAGGCCCAAUUUUUUAGCCCCUCUGCCUGGAGAAAUGGCACAGCUGAAGCUGGAGGAUGGUUCCGUUAGCAAUCCCGGCUCAGACGAUAACUGGUCCAAACCUCUCCCGGACGAGCCAUCUACCACCGCUGACUUCGCCACUCGUCCCAAACUGAGAGACUGGAAGUCCAACGCCGCCAAGAACAACUUGCCUUUCUCCGGUCCGCUGCCACCAGCGCCUUCUUUACCUCCCGCUGAGGAAAAACCAGCCCUUCCACCCCGGAGGGAGUCCAUCAACAAGAGCCUGGAGUUAGAGGAGAAGCUUAAAUCAGACGUUUCCAAACCGCUUCCUCCCAAACCUCCGGCUCCUGGAGUCCUCGUGCCCCUGGUUUCUCCCAAACCGGCUCCGUUCAAAUCCGAAAAGCCUCCAGAACCAAAGAAGGAUGAAAAGAACAAGCCCCUGCACUUGAAGAAUGAGAUGGGGUUGGAAUGUGGCCACAAGGUUUCCGCCAAGGAAGUGAAGAAGUUCAACUUGAAGCCGGUGCCCAAGCAGCCGCCGAAGCCCAAAUCCGAAAGCCAAGAAGAGAAAGCGGAAUCCGUCAGUCCCGUGCCUUUCAUGAAACCAAAACCGGUCGUUAGACCGAAACCUCCACCGGCCUCUAAACCAGAACCACCGAGCAAGAGCGAGCUCGAUAUCACCAACUUGAGGAGCAAGUUACGUCCGUCUAAACUUCCCGACACAGACUCCAGCCAGCAGAACGGCACUUCCUCAAACAACGGUGAACCAAAAUGUCCGCCCAAACAACAAAACGGCCACGAUUCUGUAGAAAUCCCUAAAGGGCAAACGCCUGGUCCUAGAGAACCACCUCAGAGGCCCGGCUCUGCUCCGAGACGACCUCCACCACCGAAGAAAACUUUAGAGCCGGAAACCAAACCGAGUUCCCCAGAGCUCAAAGCUCCUCUGAAGGACAUCCCAGAGAACAAGCCUGCCCACGCCUCUCAAGCCCGACCACCGCCUCCGAAACCGAAAGCCACCGCCGCCCCGCAGGCUUCCAAAGACAAAGAGAAGGAAGAAUCUCCAAAGGGGAAAGUCCUGGUGCCUCCGAAACCACCCGUUAAAACCGAUAAACCGCAGCCGCCGAGAGACAAACUUCCUCCUCUGAUCAAGGAUCCGGCUAAAGAAGAGCUUUUCUUAGCCGUAGCGGACUUUCAAGGAGACGAUCAAACUCCGGGGUUUAAAGAAGGCGCCGUCUUCGAGGUGCUCGAGAGGAACAGCACGGGUUGGUGGUUUUGCAAAAACAUAAGCGAUGGUUUAAUGGCCGAGGGCUGGAUCCCUUCCAAUUACUUAACCAAGAAACACUAGGUACCUGUCAGAUAGCACCCCCCUUUUAACGUUAUCUCUCUUCGUUUGUAUUUAAUUAGUCUGUGUUAUUUAUGGGUACCUUUACAUUCAAAGUCUCGUUACAUUCCGUUCUUUUGUGCUUGCGUUGUGUUUUUACUGUCCCUUUUUUCAGGGACGUCGGGUGGAAUUCUUAUUUUUCUUCUUUUUUGAUGAGACACUUCUUUGGGAGAAAGCAACAAACGUGUCUCACUGCUAACCCCAUAUUAUUAUUAUUUUUCUAUGCAUGCUAACCAAACUCGUACUAUUUUUAUAUUUAUAUUGAUCUUUCACGCUAUAAACAGACUAGCAAUAUACGUAUAAAUGACUUUCUGCAGCCUUCUUGCUCUCUAUUGUGCCUCAAUAUUAUAAUAUUAAUUAACAAUAUUAAAAGCCGAGUUCUCCGAGCUUCUAUACGUUAGCAAAAACGUCUCUGUGUAAGACAAAUAUAGUGUAGCAAUCGUACAGAAUCAUGGAUUAUAAAUGUAAUCCGACAUUAACGUUCACUUCUCACAGGGGGAAAUUAGCCUUGUGCUUCCAUGUGUUAUGAUAACGCAGAAAAACUUUAUUAAAAAAUGAAAAAAAGUGUUUGAAAUCCAAAAAGUGUUUUUAAUUUCGUUUUGUUUUGCGUAUUUACCCGUUUUCACACCACGCAUUGGUGAUUUUGCUGCGAUGCUUCAACUUGCACUUUUUGAUAGGGAUGCAUCGAUAACAGGAGUUUAACACUAGAACCCAUACAAACACAGCCAAAUAAAAUCUUCCCUAAAGUCCCUGAUUGAUUCAUUAAUAACUCAUUUCAGUAUCAAGUAUCAAUAAACACGUAUUCAUAGGCCGUGUGAGGGAAACAAUGUUAGCGAUGCAUCCCUAAUUUUUUUAAUUUAAGAGGUGAAGUUCACAGAUUUCAGAUUUACUGUGGCACCGACGUGAAACUAAAGAAAAAACAAGACUGAUUUCGAUAAAACAUGCUCAGUUCUGUUCAGCAGUGUUGCAUUACUGACAAUGGUGCUUACAUUCAGUAUUUUAUGAUCAUUUUAGUGUUUAACAUGUGCAUGCUUGACUGGUUUCAAGUAUACUUUUUUUAAUGAGUGACGCUACUUUCGUUUUUAUGUUGUAUUUUCUUUUUUCGUAGAUCUUAUGUUUAUCACACGAGAAGGGCGGCGUUUAAGAAGUAUGACGAUGCUCAGAGUCACGCCUUAGUAUAAAAUAACAGUAUUAACGGUUCAAGUUGUUGUGUUUAUGUUGUUUUGGUUUAACACUAGUAUUUUCCCAAAAUGUAUACAGUGGAACGAUCUUGUGGGAGUGCGUGACGCUUGAAGAGUUUUGAAGAUGGUGUUUUCCAGACUAUUUUAAUUGUUAAUUUUUUUUUUUAAGAAUUUUUGCAACAAAAACAUACAAAUUGUGGUGGAAAUCCCCAAACCCGUAACCGGAUGUAAGUGAGAUCGAUUGAAAUGUUUUAACGGCAGUUGCCGCUAUAACGAAAACGCCUGGUAUGUUAAUGUGAGUUGCCAGUUUAUCAGGAACACCCCCUUAUGUGUACACAAAUGCUACAUUCCAACAGUGUUAAAUCAAGAGACCUGGCGUUUCCAGAUGAAACAAGCGAACUUAGUGACUAAAAUUAUUUUACCAACUACCUACCAGUGCAACUGUGAAAAUCGCAUUUACAAAAAAAAAAAAAAACAGAUGAUGAAUACAGGUCAGGAAUUGCUACAGAUCUAAUUAUAUUUUUUUGUUCUCACUGCUUCAAAAAAACAAUAACUAAUUUAAAAUAAAUAAAAACAACCUCCUAAUAUACUGUCAUUACUCAAAAAAAGUAUAUACAAAAGUGCCAGAAAAGGUUUGCUAUAGAGUGAUGCCCCUGAAGAACCUUUCGUUUCCAUUCAUGAUUCUUUAACAACUUUUAUUAAACUGCAGAAUCUUUUCUAGCACUUUAUUUUGAAGAGUGUGAGGAAGUCUAUGACUUAAUAUUCAAAUAUAUUUUAAUACUUAUAGGUUUCAUAUUUGACCAAAGAUAAAAGAAUUAAACAAACAGUCCUAAUUUACAGUUUGCUACUGUUGGCAUUUUCAACAAGAAUCUUGUUUAAAGUUUUUUUGUUCACUUUUUAGAAAUAAUUAUUUGAGUCGGAACCAAGCGAAAGGAAUAUUGGUCAUGCAGAACAUCUGGAAAUGGCUGCGACAGGUUAUUAAAUAGACAUGGCUUAAAAAAUGGCAACACGUAAGAAGACAUGUCUUAUAGUCCGGGGGAGAAGAGCGAACUGUGAUGGUGCAGGCGUAAACGAAGCGUGCUUUAACGGAGUGGAAAUAUUGCAAGUGAGUGAGUUUUGAAAGAAAAAGGAAAACUUUCACAUGGUGAUGAAUCUGGGUGACUUUGCAGAAUGGACACAUUUCUGUAAUCUGUACGCUAUGUUUAUUUUAUUUUUCCAUGUCACGUGCAAUUUCUUUUGUUUCUAAUAAAACCUAAAUAAACAUUUCAAAUCAAA